Molecule: messenger RNA, 1026 nt
Organism: Corticium candelabrum
Lineage: Eukaryota; Metazoa; Porifera; Homoscleromorpha; Homosclerophorida; Plakinidae
Exons: 3
Coding region: 444-980 (178 amino acids)
Source: RefSeq, a predicted model, not a curated record
CGUCUGUAAACAGCUUGGACGCGGGGUGUAUCCUAAUUGUGGACAAUUUUUCUCUGUAACAAAAAGCGACUGAGCCUGAGUAACAGCUGGACUAUAUACCUGAAUGGUUGCCUCACAAGCUGGUAUUUUAGGCCACAGCAAAACCAUGUUCUGUGGUGUAUCACCUCUGUGUAAAAUGGCGUCGUGCUUUCAAUUUUGCAGAAACCAAGCGUUCUGUCUACGAUACAAUGCAGGAUACAAUGCAGGAGACGAUCAAUCAUGUUUAGAUAAAAGUCUGAAAUGUAAACUGUGAUUCUAGCAUCUUUUUGUGUUGCUGGUUGAGCUGCUUAUUGAUAUCAGACAAGAUCUAGUAGCAGUGAAGAUAGUCAAAUUAUGACUGGAUUACUCAUGUUGCUGACAUUGACAUUCCACCUACUUUGUUCGUUCUCAUUUCAUACCCUAUUAUGGCCAGACGUAGUAGCAGUGCAAACAGCUACAUUGACAGUGGAUUACCGAUGUCUAGAUCUAGUAUGAGUGAAGAUAUUCAGACCAAUCAAAACCACCAUUUGGAGCAGAAGGAAGUUUCUAUUGGUGUGGAGCGUUUCAUGUGUAAUAGCUUCCCCGCCCUGAACUCGUCUGCAGUAGAAGUGCGCCCAGAUGCUUUCCCGCUUGCUCCUCCUACUUUUGACCCUGUCACGUGCAGUAGUACGUACGAGAAAGCGUCUGCAACCGAGGCUACUACCCUAUCAAACGCUAAAACGCAUCUCAUUAGAAUGAAACAUCGCAACGGAAGGCGUGGUCAAGCUCCAAGAAAGCCAACCACACGUUCUCGUUUGCAUUCAACACCACCGGAUCUGCGCGGAGGUGAGACACAACACAGCCUGAACAAACAACCGACUUAUGGAAACACGCAACCAUCGCAGCUGCCGCACGACCGCCUCUCCUACGCUUUCACCCGAAGUGGCUCGUGCGCUCCAACACGCACAACAGAAUACGCGUAGGAGGCAGCAUACGACCGUCAGACGCCAACUCAAGUCAAACAAGUGA